CAAGAACAAGGAGUAGGGUGAAGCUUUUCUCAGAUAACCCUUCAGAAUGUUUCCCACAGGUAUAUUUUUGAUGAGUGUCCUUAUUUCUCAGAUGCAAGGAAGAGGGAUUGUUGGAGUAGAGGGUCAAGAACUGGUUCAUCCUAAAAAGCUAUCCCUGCUACAGAAACGGGAUCUUGAACGCAUCCAUGACUCUGAUACACCGGAGGAAUAUGAAGAAGAAUUGUUGUAUGAAAUAAAAUUGGGGAGAAAAACUUUAACCCUUCACCUUCUGAAAGCAAGGGAAUUCCUCGCUCUAAAUUACAGUGAGACAUACUACAACAUAAAGAGAGAAAUGGUCACCAGGCAUCCACAGAUCUUGGAUCACUGUUUUUACCAAGGCUCCAUCAUACAUGAAUUUGAUUCUGCGGCAAGCAUCAGCACUUGUAAUGGUCUGAGAGGCUUCUUCAGGGUAAAUGACCAGCGGUACCUCAUUGAACCAGUAAAAUACUCAGAUGAGGGAGAUCAUUUGGUGUUCAAAUACAAUGUCAAGGCACCUUAUGCUACCAAUUACUCCUGUGAAGGGCUGAAUUUUACCAAGAAGUCUACUCUGAUAGAUGCUAAGAAUAUAGAAGAGCAUAAAGUAGAAGACUAUCACAAAGAAAAGUUCAUUGAAUUGUUUGUUGUUGCUGAUGAAUUUGUGUACCGCAGGAACAGUAAACCCCAAAACAAGUUAAGAAAACGAAUUUGGGGGAUGGUCAAUUUUGUCAACAUGAUUUAUAAAGCCUUGAACAUUCGUGUGACUUUGACUGGCAUGGAAAUAUGGUCGGCUGGAGAUGAGAUAGAAAUAGUGUCCAAUCUAGAAAGUACCUUAUUGCAUUUUUCGACUUGGCAAGAAACAGUUCUCAAAAAGAGGAAGGACUUUGAUCAUGUGAUUUUACUGAGUGGGAAGUGGCUCUACACAUCUAUGCAAGGAAUUGCUUACCCAGGAGGGAUAUGUCAGACCCUUCGUUCAUGCAGUGUUGUUAAGGAUCUUCUGCCAGAUGUAAAUAUAAUUGGCAACAGGAUGGCACAUCAGCUGGGACACAGCCUGGGCAUGCGGCAUGAUGACUUUCCAUGCACCUGUCCUUUGGGGAAAUGUGUGAUGGGUGCAGGAAGCAUCCCUGCAAUAAAAUUCAGCAAAUGCAGCCAAACCCAAUACCAGCAAUUUCUGAAGAAUCAGAAACCAGCAUGCAUACUCAACAACCCACUUCCGGAAGAAUUCAAUGAUUAUCCGUUCUGUGGGAACAAGAAGGUGGAUGAGGGAGAAGAGUGUGACUGUGGGCCAGUUCAGGAAUGCACCAAUCCUUGCUGUGAUGCACACAAAUGUGUCCUGAAGCCAGGAUUCACUUGUGUAGAAGGAGAGUGCUGUGAAUCAUGUCAGAUGAAGAAGGAAGGGGUUAUAUGCAGACCAGCAAAGAAUGAAUGUGAUAUUUCGGAAGUGUGUACUGGCUACUCCCCUGAGUGUCCUAAAGACGAGUCCCAAGCCAACGGGUUUCCUUGCAAGAAUGGAGAAGGCUACUGCUUUAUGGGGCUGUGUCCCACUCGGGAUGACCAGUGCGCAGAGUUGUUCAGUGGUGGAGCUGAAGAGAGUCACAGCCUUUGCUACAGGAUGAAUCAAAAGGGAAACAGAUUUGGAUACUGCAAAAAUAAGGACAACACGUUUGUUCCCUGUGAAGAGAAAGAUCUCAAAUGUGGAAAGAUAUACUGCACCGGAGGCCGGCGUUCAGCACACCUUGGAGAGGAUAAAACCUAUAACCUUAAGAAUGUGAAGCAGAAUAUCUCCAUCAAAUGCAAAACCAUGUUUUUAUACCACAAUUCUAGAGACAUGGGCCUGGUGAAUUCUGGAACAAAAUGUGGUGAGGGAAUGGUUUGCAGCAAUGGCGAAUGUAUAGAAAUGGAGAAGGCCUACAACUCAACCAUCUGCUCUUCCCUGUGUGAUGAAAAUGAUGUGGAUGACAAUGAACCUGACUGCCAGUGUGAAGAAGGACCAAUAAUUACAGAGUGGGGAGAAGCCUUAAACCUUACCAGUGUCUCCAUCAUGGUCGUUGUGCUUGUCAUGGUUAUUAUUGGUGUUGGACUUGUCAUAUUACUAAUCCGUUACCAGAAAUGCAUUAAGAUGAAGCAAGUUCAAAGCUCUUCUAGAGAAAUACGGGGCAUAGAGAAUAAAGUAUACUUUCCUGAUGAGCAUCAGACGAGGAGUGAGCCAAUCUUCACAGAUAUCUAUCCCCUACAUAAUACGGCAGAGUCAUUGGAAAGAGUUCCUUCCACCUUUUCAAGUCCUCACUACAUCACCCUGAAAUCUGUCAGCAAGGACCCAAGAGGAAUUGCAGACCCUAAGCAAAAUGAUAACAUGAAUUUGAACCUGGAUAGCCAAAGCGACUGCACAAGACUGGGCUAAAGAUCCUCCAUGCAGAUCAUCACUGCCUUGAUGUCUGCUAAACAGAUUUCAGUUGUUUGCCAAAUAUCCCUUACCUGGAUAGAAAAUGUUCAAGAGAAAUAGUUUCUUCCUGUCAAUAUUAAGUCAUAGAACCCACAAUCUAUAGCACACACAUAAUCCCCACAAAAAUGAAUAUGAACUUUCCAAUGGGCUUUAAUUUAAUGCCCAAAUAGGAAGUCUCUCUGCUCUAGUAAUUUCCUAUGUAAUAUUAAUCUUGUAAUUUUAUAAUAAUCAAAGCUUGUGAUCAUUUAGAGUUUCACAUACAAGGAACAGAUAAGGCUAGUGGUUGGUUACUUUGUUAAGAUCAUUUUAAAAGCACUUACUUUCAGGUCAGAUGUUGUGGCCCAGACCUAUAAUCCCUAGAGGUUGAGAUAGGAGGAUCACAGGUUCAGGGUCUACAUGGGCUGCAGAGAAAGAUCAUGUCAAGUCUGGACAACUUGGUGAGAACUCUUUAAAAAAAUCAUAAAAUUUAAAAUUGCACCAGAAAUGUUAAGGAACAGCUGUUGGUGGAGCAGAAUGGGAGACACCCUGGGUUCAACCCCGAGAAUUAAAAAAACAAAACAAAACAAAGCAAACAAACAAAACAGAAAGAUCAAAACAGAUGACAGUGUGCCUACUUUGAUUUGCAAACUAUAUCACUGAAGUCUGCUUUCAAUGAAAUUAUCUUCUAUGGAAGGGCCAAGGAGGUUAGGGCAGGGCAGAGAGUUAUAGUAGCUGAUUAGAAGAGGGAGGAACAAAAGAAUGGCCUCCUAGACUAUAGCACCAGCACUGUCACAAAGCAUCUCAUCCAUUGCCCAGGGUGUAGAGGCCUGUGCAAGCUUUGGGUUCCUAGGCCUGCCUUUCUAGAUUUCUAUAAUAAGCCAAGAAAAUGACAGGGCUUUUAAAAUAUUCACUCCACUUCCUUGUGAGUCCUCAGGAAACACAGAUGGGGGUGUGCUUAGUGUUCAUUUUCUUUACUGCAGAACACUGCAUUCCCAUGGAUUUGUUGCCUUGCGUUGGGUUGUUUCCUUAUACAGAUGUCUGUGGGUGGAAGCACUCUCUCUCACUGACUCUGUUUUCUUAAUGGGAGCUGUUAAGUCUUUUAAAUCUAUAGAUAAUUUUCCCCCAUCCUUAAAUAAAGAUCUCAAAC
Molecule: messenger RNA, 3584 nt
Organism: Rattus norvegicus (Norway rat)
Lineage: Eukaryota; Metazoa; Chordata; Mammalia; Rodentia; Muridae
Gene: Adam7
Product: ADAM metallopeptidase domain 7
Exons: 23
Coding region: 47-2416 (789 amino acids)
Biological process (GO): proteolysis
Cellular component (GO): membrane
Molecular function (GO): metallopeptidase activity; metalloendopeptidase activity
Source: RefSeq, marked provisional